UCAGUUUUUACGCACGCUUUUUAUUUCCUUAAGGAAUUUUAAUAAUUUUAUUAACUCAUCAUUUUAAUUUAAAAGAAACAUGUCACAUUUAAUUGGUAUUUUAUUGGCCCUGGUGUCGUUAGCGGUCACAACAUGUAGAGCACUGCCAGAUUUUCACAAACAAAUGUCACCCCAACAACUGCAAUCCAUAUUUCAUGUCGAUUCAGCUGACGCCGUGCCACACUACGAAGUCGUUCAACUUUUACAUCACAACCAUCCAGAACCAGCCACUCAAACACAUCACAGCCACUACAGGCGCCGAAAACGCAGCGUCGAGCCUCUACAGCAAAUGCAAGAUCUCAAACAGCAAACUCGUGACAGCCAGCAUGUCAAAAAGGAUCUGAGUAAGAAUCCCUACUACAGCCAACUGAAAGAGAAAUCCUCUAAGGCUGUCCACUCGAAUAGUGUAUUCGAGGCGGCAAAGUCAGACAAACAGAUUAAAGACAUUAAAGAGCAUAAAGUAUCGUUUAAUGCGUUUGGCAAAGAUUUGAAUUUGACACUGAAACAGACACAGGGUUUGUUCAAAAAUGGCCAAGUGCAUCGUUUGCCCAUGUGGUAUGUGGAUAAUGAAACGAAUACCACACAUGGCUUGAAUUUGCAAAAGAUUGAAGAUGAGCUUAAUCAUACCAGUGAUACUGUUGGUCAAGUCUUUCAAGAUGAAGAAAAUAUGGCAGCAAUUUUAAUGAGACGUCAUGAAGUAACCGGCGAUUUAGUAAUGGAAGGCAGCAUUGGUCAUGAUAUGGUUAUAAAACCUUUACCUCACGACUUGACACCCCAUCAAAAGGAGUCAUCACAUCAUGUGAUAUUUAAACGGGAAGUGGAUACCUCGGAACAUUUAAGUGAUUUUGCCUUCAUGGAACCCGAUGAUAUGGCCACCAGUGAAAAACUGGAAAAGCUACAAAAUCGCCACAAAAGAUCUGCUCAUCGAACCACCCUCGAGGACAUAGAAUUAGAAGAAGAACAACUGGAAGCCGAGGAUGGUAACAGCGACAAUGAGUUUGCCUCACACAAGCGGGCCAAAAGACAAGCACCCUACAUUAUAUAUCCUGAAAUUUUGGUAAUUGUCGACUAUGAUGGUUAUCGUUUGCAUGGUGGUGAUAAUUUGCAGGUGAAACGUUAUUUCAUCUCAUUUUGGAAUGGUGUUGAUUUAAGAUAUCGCUUGCUCAAAGGUCCUAGAAUACGCAUCAGUAUUGCCGGCAUUAUUAUAUCAAGAGGACGUGAUGCUACACCUUAUUUGGAAAGAAAUCGUGUUGGUAGAGAUGCCAUUGAUUCAGCGGCCGCUCUAACCGAUAUGGGUAAAUAUUUGUUCCGUGAGAGAAGAUUGCCCGUGUAUGAUAUAGCCGUUGCCAUAACAAAGUAUGAUAUGUGUCGAAGGCGUAAAGGAGGUCGUUGUACCAAAGGCACAGCGGGCUUUGCUUAUGUCGGCGGCGCUUGUGUGGUGAACAAACGUUUGGAAAAAGUCAACAGUGUUGCUAUUAUUGAGGAUACUGGCGGUUUCAGUGGCAUCAUUGUUGCCGCUCAUGAAGUGGGCCAUUUACUUGGUGCUGUUCAUGAUGGUUCACCACCACCCAGUUAUUUGGGCGGACCCGGAGCUCAACGUUGCCGUUGGGAAGAUGGUUAUAUAAUGUCCGAUUUGAGGCAUACAGAAAGAGGUUUCCGCUGGUCACCCUGUACAGUGCAAAGUUUUCAUCAUUUCCUAAAUGGUGACACAGCAACCUGUUUACACAAUGCUCCCCAUGAAGACAGUGCUUUGGGUCGUUCCCUGCCCGGUACACUGCUCUCGCUAGAUGCUCAAUGUCGAAGAGAUCGUGGCACCUAUGCCUGCUUCAAAGAUGAAAGAGUGUGUGCGCAAUUGUUCUGUUUUGAUGCUCAGACGGGUUACUGUGUAGCCUAUAGACCGGCAGCCGAAGGUUCUUCAUGCGGUAAUAGUUUGCAUUGUUUGGAUGGACGGUGUACACCUUUGCCCUCAAAUGCCAUACCCAAUUAUGGCCAUCAAUAUCGUUUAGGAUACAAUAACAGCCUACAAAAUGCCGCCACAGCCACAAAUGAGGACAAUCAUCACCAACAACAACAACAACAACAAGAAGAGGAGCAUGAUGAUAAUGACGAGGAUGAGGGUGAUGCCAGCAGCAACAAUGAGGGCAACAGCAAUGGUGGUGAAGAUAACGAUGAGAGCAAUGAAACUAUAGAGAAACUAAAACUGGUUAAUUGGAAAGCAUUUCCAUUUUGAUGAUGUCCAAUGAUUUACUUAAUAUCUGAUGUGUUUUUAAAUGCUGCCUUAGAGGAUAUAAAAUACAUAGAAUUAAAGGAAUUUAGUUACAAUUAUAUUCAUAUAUACAACAUACACUCUAGUACAUGUGUAACAUUGUUGUCAUCAUCAUCAUGAUCAUCCACAUGAUCAUCAUUAUCAUUUUCUUCAUUUUUGAUUUAACUGUCGCCUUCAACUCCUAAUUUAAACACAACCACACCACAACCCCAACCACACCACAUCAUUGAACAUUUGCGCGUUUAUUGUAUUGUAAAGGAAAAAUUUGUAUAAAGUAAUUGCCAUUAAUUUUAAUUAUUUUUCAAUUAAAUUCAAAUUGAAUAUUGUUGAUAAGAAACUAAAACAAACAAACAA
This is a messenger RNA of Calliphora vicina (urban bluebottle blowfly), 2659 nucleotides long. It is a transcript of the gene sona, whose product is annotated as sol narae. The record is from RefSeq and is a predicted model, not a curated record. Gene Ontology annotation, molecular function: metalloendopeptidase activity. The transcript is spliced from 14 exons. Bases 80 to 2269 code for a protein of 729 amino acids. NCBI's taxonomy places the organism in Eukaryota, Metazoa, Arthropoda, Insecta, Diptera, Calliphoridae. Gene Ontology annotation, biological process: proteolysis.